This is a messenger RNA of Scutellospora calospora, 843 nucleotides long. NCBI's taxonomy places the organism in Eukaryota, Fungi, Glomeromycota, Glomeromycetes, Diversisporales, Gigasporaceae. The record is from the annotation of a GenBank genome assembly.
AUGUUAAAAAAUGUUAGUUGUUCUGAUAUUACCCCAUAUGAAAAAGAUCAGUUAAAAUUCGAGUUUUGGUCUCAGUCCAUUACUCCGAAUAGUGAUAGAAGUUCUUUGUCUACAUUAUACGAUCUUGGAUUUGUUACUUCAGCUCUCUUAUACUUCUCUUUGAAUGCUUUUUGGAAUUCUUUUCACAAUUCUUUGGAAAUUAAUAAAUGCAGUAUAGAUAGGCGUCGACAGGUAUUAUCUAUAAUUGCUAAUGAUUUCAACUAUGAAGUUAUUAAAAAAAACUUAGACGUUUCAAAUGAUUUAAUUUGUGCUGUACGAAAGUAUACACGCAUUUAUAGGCCUAGAGGAUUAGUUACUAACAAACCUGUAAUUAGAUAUGAAAAAAUGUUGUUAGAAAAAAAUGCACAAUUACAAUCUUUUUUAAUAGACAAAGCUAAUGUCAUAAUGAGCUCAUAUAAAACUGACCUUAUUACAAAUGAACUAGAUAUUGAGAAUGCGAUCAAAGGAAUUAAAGGGACUUCUGUUGCAAAUCUGAAUCCUAUUUGGGACAGAGGUAGUGCAGAAUUAGAUAAAUUUUGCAAAAAAGACAUUAAUAAGCCCACACCACAAGUAUCAACACAUACUACACCUUCAUCAGAAUGGGAAAUGCUAAUGCCGAAUUCAUCACGAAAGCGAAUAUCACCUGAAAUUAGAGCUCUAUUAGAAGGGUAUUUCUUAGCAGGAAAUAUAAAUAAAAGCAAUAGGUAUACGGCACAAGAUAUGCAUGAUAAACUUGUUCAACAUGCACAAAAAGGUGAAAUUAAAGUAGAAGAAGUAUCUAAAGUUGCUAUGAUUCAAAAUUAG